AUGCAAACAUUACUGGUUCUACUACUGGUUACCACAACAGUUUCUGCGAUUAAGAGCCCUGACGAGCAGAUUGCAGAAGAAUACCUCUCACAUUAUGGUUAUUUACAUAGAGAAAGCAAUAAUGGAGUACGACUGUUAAGAAGAGGCGAAAAAGAUCAGGCAUUUCGCGACAGUUUAAAAAUGUUCCAAAGUGUGGCAGGGCUGAAGGUUACUGGAAAGGUGGAUAAAGCGACAAAAGAAAAGAUGUUGGAAAAAAGGUGCGGUCUUCCAGAUUACGCCGGCGCUGGUGUCGCUAAUGUGAUUACAAAAUGGAAUAAAACGAUGCCGACAUAUUCUAUAUUGAACUACGUCGAUGGUUUAACACCCCAACAAGUCCAGAAUGUUUUCCAACAAGCCUUUGAUAAAUGGUCUGCAGUGAUACCACUGAACUUUUCAUAUGUUGCUUAUGACUAUGACGCUUAUAUGAGAUUUGCUUAUAUUGAUGGCAAAGACAAAACAUACGCAUUCUCGACAGUAGGCUAUAACCCAGGCAAAUAUAAAAAUGGCAUUCUUUUUGACAGUGGUGAUUCAUGGUGCGACAAAGACCCUGAAAAAAUAAAGAAUGAUUCCACUGAUCUUCUCUCUAUCGCAACACACGAAAUUGGUCAUCUUCUUGGUUUAGAUCACGUUUUUGAUCCAAAAGCCAUCAUGGCUCCCUAUUACAGACCACCGUUGGAUUGGAGCGGUAAAUACAAAGAGCCGCAACUUGGCCCGAACGAUAUCCAGAGAAUUCGAGCAAUUUAUGGUAGCCCUAUAUUCAUAAACCGUUAA
Molecule: messenger RNA, 810 nt
Organism: Enterobius vermicularis (human pinworm)
Lineage: Eukaryota; Metazoa; Nematoda; Chromadorea; Rhabditida; Oxyuridae
Source: the annotation of a GenBank genome assembly